GGGGGGAUACGAAGGAGGAGAGAUGUCGGGAGAGAGAGGAAAGUCAAAGCACGUUGCCAGAUUGAGCGAGACAGCUACGGAGAAGGAAGGAUUCUAGUCAAGUCGAGAAGACAGAGGAGAGAGAGAGGCAGAGGCAACGCUUGGUGGAUGUUAACUUUGCCUGGAUGACUGGUUAGCAGCUGCAAGAGGAGCAAGGAAGGAGAAGAACCGGUGGAUUUUUUUUUUCUUUUUUUUUUACAAUAUGUGUGUCCCUUGAAUGCACCAGGAUGCUGAGUCUCAACAAGGGGAAAAGUUGGCCGUGGCUCGACUACAGAGGGAAGUGGCAAGGAGCAAGAGUGAAGAGACAAUGCGUGAAAAGCUGAUCCACGAGCUAGAGGAAGAGCGCCGCCUGCGACUGGAAAGCGAAAAACGUGUGCGGGAGGUGACAGAGGAGUCCGAGCACGGACGGGCCCACAUGGUGUCACUGCAGCAGCAAUUCUCCAGGAUGGAAGAGACGGUGCGGUCGCUGCUGCAGAACCAGGGCCUGGAGCAGACUGCUGUGGACACUGUGGACCUCAUGAAAGCCUACAAGGAUAAGCUGUCAGAGGAGGUGCAAAAGCAACAUGGCGGCAAAGAAGAGGAGGAGGAAGGAAGCGUGUCGAGGAGCGAAACGGUCCGAGAGCUGUUGCUGUCCGCGGGUGACGAUGUCGAAACAAGCCAGGGGGAGGACAAAACCAAACUGCUGCUGGAGAGGCUGAAGAGCUUGGAGGAGCAGAAUUCGGCGCUGGCCAUUGAGAACGAGAACCAGAGGGAGCAAUAUGAAAGAUGUCUGGAUGAGGUGGCCAAUCAAGUCGUCCAGGCGCUGCUCACUCAGAAGGAUCUUCGAGAGGAAUGUGUGAAACUGCGCACGCGAGUUUUCGACCUGGAGCAGCAGAAUCGAGCUCUGAGCGUUUUAUUCCAACAGAAAAUCAAACCAGCUUCUGACCUUCUUCUGCAGAAACUUCACUCCAAGAUCAUGGACCUGUCCGCGGCCGACCUCCUCCUGGAACCCGACCGGAGCAAAGCGUUCCUGCAAUCCCGAAACUCCGACUCUCCAUCCACCGAUGUCCCGGUGAAUGGAAAGGCCGGUGGUUUCUCUGUGACCAAGUGUGUGAGCCAGCUGAGCCUGACUGCUCCAGAGCGCCCCCUGUACCCCCGCAGCAGCUGCAGCAGCAGUGAGAUCUCUCUGUCCAGCGCCUGCAGCGACUUCUCCAGCGGAUCAUACACCUGGAACGACGGGAGGUCCACAGGGAAAAUGUCUUCGCUGACCUGGGAGAAGAGACUGAGUUUAGGCUCUUCUGCUCCGAGCAACAUCCACAACCCCCCAGAAGAGGCGGUCCCAACCCGACGGAAGGAAUGCCGCAUCCUGGAGGGCCUUCGCAAACUUCAGCGAAGGAAGCACCGGAGCGCCUCUGCCUCACGGGUCACCAAAUCCUGCAGGGAAAAGGACUGCAUGAACUCCAACGAGGGCAUCUACUCCUUGGGCUUCAAGGGUGGGGCUAAAGACGUUCCCAAGUCUGGACAUGUUAGCAGGGCAGCAGGGAGGAAUCGGUUUGCCUAUGAUUCCGAUGACGCGGAUGAUGAACUGGUAAAAUCAAACCGUAGCGAUAACAUUCCUACGAAAGACGGUUGGUUUCAGUGUAAAAAGUCUCAUAGCAUUUCGGAGAGUUUGUGUAGCUGGGAGGGCCUACAGGACAAUGCACCUUCUGGUAUUGUUAGCUCUGAUCCCAUAGCUCCCAAGCAUCCCCCUGGUUAUGACUCAAAGGACAGACCGGAAAAGCUUUUGAGUUUCAUUAAUAGUUUUCUACCGGAAGGGGAGCGGAAGUCUGCUUUCUCAAAACCAGUCAAGCUACAUGUUGACACACCUGAGUUUCCGAAUCAGCUAUCAGACAUGGACGAUACUGAGGAACUUAUUUCAGAGUCUAGUGAUAUCCAAUUGCCCUUUCACCCACAAGUUGUAGAUAGAGAGCCCAAAAGAUUCUCGAGGGAUUCUGCAAAAUUUCUUCCGCAUCAGCACUUAAGGAAAGAUCAAGGUCGCACCCAGUCUGCGGAUAGCCGACCAAGACCAUUUAGCCUCAUCAAGGACCCCAAAGUAGCAAAGCAGUGUACGCAGUCUGAAGAAAGUAUCUUGGCAAUAUUUGACGCUGAAGGUGAACCAAUUGAACUAUGCACUCAGAAGUGCAUGGGUGCAAGUGUGACUGCAAAAGUUCUUCCUGAUUAUACAGAACUGAUACCUCAAGAGCGGCCAACAAGGCAAAAAUUGUCAAGGAACUAUAAAGUCUUGGAAUCACCUGAGAAACCCUCGGAAUUUCAAAGCAGGAUUCGAAUACCGAGCAGCAGUAGGGAGGCUAGCGAAGAGAGGCUGACCAUGCAAGUGACACCUCAAAGGAAGCUGAUCAAACCUCCAAGUAGCAGGGUUAGUAAAGGACUUUCCGUACCCCCCAUGAAUGAGCCAGCUGGUGCCAAGACCGGCGGUUCAAAAAUACCAGGUCGCAACAAACCAUCAGCUUCCCCUUUGAGAGUGUCUAAGGGCUCCACUACUGAACCAACUACCAACUCAGGGCCUGCUGCUCAGGAUAAAUCUCCCUUAUCUCCUACUGUCAAAGCCCCACGUUUUGUAAAAACCCAAAUUACAAACUGCACCCAGAGCCCCAAGUCUGUAAAAUUGCCAAGCAGGGUUGAAUGGACUAAAGGCCCAACAACCCCAGGCUCUCCCCACUUAGCGAGGAGACACUUGGAGUUUACUGACAACGGAGAACAACCAACUAAAGAUAAACACUGUGAAGCUAGCAAAAGUAAACUCAGGUCCCCAUCUCCUCCGCUACCCCCAGGCCGAACCACCUCUCUACUGGUUAGACCAAAUUACGAAAACUCACCUCAAACGCAUAAGCCUAGCGUGGCACAUCAAUCAACUACUGUGAGAGGUCCUCCACCGAGUUACAACCAAGCAAAUAUGCAAGCCACUCUUCCCAUCAAGGACAAAGACUGUUCAGACUUUGACGCUGGCUACGGGACUGCACUUGCACCUCAAAAACUGGUAGACAAAACCAGUCAGCACCUUCAAAAGUCCCCCGCUGUCACACAAACUAAAGGCACUUCGAAACGCUUGACAAAAGACUACCUCCCUUCUGCAAACUCAGGGUGUGCUCCGGAACCUGAAUCAAAAGCUUCCAAGAACGUCCCUCCCCCUUACAGUGCCCUCCGAGGUUCAUCAUUCCAGAAUUCUUUCGCAGCUAAGCGUGGAUCUUCCCAAGAACACCAAAUAGUUCAAAAAACGUCCAUCAGCUUACCAAUAUCUCUUCAGGAAUCCUCGCAAGCUAAAACAGAGCCGCCAAAAGCUGUCAUAAGCCCGCCUAGCUCAGUAGUGACUUCACCUAACGCAAAGUCUCGCAUUCCUAUGGGGUUCAAAGCAUUCUUGAAAUCUCCACCUAGCCAGAAAAGUAGCAUCUCCAUACCGGGCAAGCUAGAGAAGGAUCAUACCAAUUCUGUCUCUAAGGAAACCGUGACUACUAAUGCCUCAAUACAAUGUGACAGUUCUUUUGACCCAGCUAGCGCUACCAUUGCCGAAGCUAAACUGGAAGAUCAGGAAGAUGAAGUACACCUAGAGGAAGUAGUUGGGAAAAGGGGUAGUCAACUUUUCUCAAGGUCCAUAUCGGUCACUACAAAACCUCAUCUAAAACCAGCUCUAGGUAUGACGGGCGCAAAAGCACGUAGCCAGAGUUUUAGCACCAACUACCUUGAGAGACCUAACAUUAACACAUCAGACAUACCUGGGAGAAUCCGAACGCAAAUCAUCACCAACUCAGGAGAAAGAGGGAGUUCACUAUCACGGCAAAGUUCCUUAGAGGUACCUCAUGUAGAAAGUCCUAUCCACUCACCAAGAAGCAGGGUUAGUCAUUAUGGAGGUAUGACUGGGUCGAAUAGCCACAACAUCCUCCCUGAAAGAACCUUCAAAUGUGAUUCCAAAUGUGAGGAUGGUCUUAAGGGAGAGAUUGUCACAUCACCAUCUAAAAAAGAAGUGCGCAGCUUGCCAAUUAGUGACAGAGCUAGCAAUAUCCGUAAACCGUCAAAAGUCGCUUCACACCCACAGUUCCAACCACCUUCGUACAGCUCGGAAAACCCAUUGCGUGAAACAUUGGGGAUUGGGUCUUGCAAUGAUGAGCCAGACUAUAGCAGGGAAAUAGACCCAACUAAGCAACCUGCCGACGUCGACGAUAAGAAAAUCAGCCCUACAGCAUGCACCAUCGAGGAGAGGGUCAUGAUGGGGAUCGAGGAGAAUCUCCAAAAAUGUCAAGAACAGGAAAAAGUUGCAGCCAGUGAAGCGAAAAAGACUGGACCCUCUCUGGCAAAUUGGUUCGGCCUGCGCAAAAGCAAGCUGCCAGCAAUGAGCGGUAAGAAAACAGACUCCCCCAAGGGAAAGGAGGAAAAAAAGGAACUCAAGAUCGGAUCGGUGCUGGGAGGCAAGCAGAUCAAGUUGGACAAGAAAAAGGACAAAAAGAAAAGCGAUAGCCAGCAGGAAGGCCCGGCGACGAAUCUGGCGGAGGUGAACAACAAGCUGAGCACCAUCAUGGACCACUGCAAUAACCAGAUGGGUCAGAUUGCAAGCCAGAUCCAGUGCACCACGGCGUUCAUCGGCAAAGAGCAGCUGGUGAAAGAGAUUCUCGGCAGGACGGCGGUGAAGGGCAGUUCGGUGACGGCUCCGCAUGGGAUUUCAACACCCAAGAAACAAGUGGAAAUGGAUGCGGAGAUAUGCCACGAUAGUUCGAUGCUGAUCAUGAGUCCGAAGUUGAACCCGAAAGCGGAGACGGACGACGGGCACAUUAUGGACUCCUCCUGUCAGGACCACAUGAUCGGCUCCUGUCAGAUGAGGACCUUAGACAGCGGCAUCGGCACCUUCCCCCUGCCCAAGUCGGAGUCCUGCGGUCCGGUGACGGCGAUGACCUCUGACCCGGCUUCCUCCUCCUCCUCGUCGCAGCCCGAUGAUGUCACGGCAAACCUGGCCCCGCCCACUUCCCGUCUUGGCCACUCCCUCUCUGACCCCACUGUGACCCGGUGUAACGUACAGAGCCGGCUGCCCAAGCUCUCCACCUCAGAUGCAAUCAGAACCAAGAGGUCGAGUUUUUGCGCCAAUCGCGGCUCAGCUUCCACCGAUGAGAAGAGGGAAGCGGAGAGGAGGAGCAGGGCCAAGGAGCAGGAUACGCCUGGGGACAGAGCCCUGAGGGUGUGCACGUACUCGGGCAGCAGCAGUGAGACCGAGACUGAACCAGAGUCACCGCCGCGGAGGACGACUGGCCCAGCAGACCAGAGUGACCAGACCCUGAAGAGGUGCAGCAUGGGUAAAGGCCUGUCGAUCAUGGACUACUAUCAGCAGGAGGUCUAUCCCUGUCUGGAGGAGGGCAAGAGGUUAUCCCGCUACAGCCUGCUGCACCAGGAGGGGGCACUGGACGGAAAACCCGCCGAUGGCCUCACGAAGGAGAUUCCAAAGGAGAAGUCUUCGCCCGUGAUUUCCAACCAGCCCGUAUCAACCAUCGACCUGUCCCUGGAAUCUCUGAACAAGCUGAACCAGAGCCCCCCCAUUAGCCUGUACUCCGACUCCACUCUCAGAGACACUGGGGACUGCUGCCGAGUGGACAAGCCCUGCUCCAAACCCGGUCCAGAUCAGGCGGGAUCUUUCGCGGACUCUCUCUACGACAGCUUUUCCUCCUGCACCAGCCAAGGCUCCAACGAAGUGUAGCCUGCGCCGAUAGGUUGAGUUCACGUGACGACGCAACAUUCAAUAAUCCCUAUAGUUUAAACGGAGCUGGAGACAGGUCGGAAUUCUGUGGUGGAAUUUGCUGUUUAGCUGUCAGAUUGCAGAUUUGUUGACCUGAUUUGUGGUUCAUAUCUCUGUGAUUACUCGGCCAAUCCACAUGAAACAAAAACCUGGCACAAAGUUCAGCGUCUUUUCUGUCAGUAUAUUUUUUUUAGCCUGAGAAAGUGGUACCAUCAUUCAACUCAGCAUUAAUAUGGCAGGUUUGUGGAGCCAAUCUCUAACAAGUAAUGAUAAGGUUCGACGUUUGUGGUUCACACGUUGAAUAUUUCUUUUAAAAACAGCAAAUCUCCCGUAGAGUUACAUCCGUCCUUGUCCACCAUCUGAGUUUAUAACAUCAUCAAAUUCUACAACGUGAACACAACCUAUUUCUGGACUAAAUCGGGCUAAGUCAGCAUCCUUGACACUUCGUACUUCAUCUUCGGAUGUUUGCAACUAUUCCUCAACAAGUUUGGCCCGGACUUGGCGUAUUCAGUUCUGAGCAUGCAGUUUUAUGCUUUGCUAGACCUCCAAUGGAUUUUUUCUUAAACGUGAGACACAAAGCACUUAUUUGAAGCGAGAGGAACGUUCUUUCAACUCUGAAAACCAAACCAGGACUUCCGAAAACUCUUGUCAAGUCUCGAUUGCUGCGAAUCCUAUCAUUGCACUGUUGUUGUAUAAAGUUUGUAUUAAAAAAGUGAGCAGUGACUAUGAUGGAAACUCUACAACUACCUUCAGUUCAACAGUUUUAUCUUCCAGGAAAUUCACAUGGAACUCAAGGACUCAUUUCUCACCGUGCUGCUAAUACUUUGAUAUGUUUUUGCUAGCAAUUUUUCCACCAAAGGAGCAAGAAGUCUUUGAGUCGGUCCCAACGCGAUUUUAUGGGAAGCAGAUUAGGAUUAGCAUUAGCAUUGUACAAUUUCUCUGGUAUUUUUGCGUUGUAUUUAUUGUCUAUUAAUACGUUUCCCCACCCACUCUUCCUAUUGGUCCAAGUGAGUGACAGGUAGAUUUAGCCAAUCCUCGUGAAAUAUGAAAUCUCAAUAGAAACAGAUAGAGAUAUGAGUUUAUUACCCAUCUCGCAGCUAUUUUAUACUUGGCAUUGAAUGUAUAUAGGCCCACUCUAUGAACUUUCACAUAAUUUUAGCUUUAGCGUUUUAUUUUGUCCAAUUGACCCAACCAUAACACUGCUAAUGUUUAUCAUAAGCCUACAUUGUCUUUUUUAUACCAUUCUAUUUUGUGUUUCUCUGUGUGAGCAGAAGUAGCCUGCACUGGAAGACACUUUCUACUGUAGUUAUGCCGCUAUCAAGUCAUCGUGUUGUAGAUAUCCAUCAGUGGUAACACCUGUUAGCAUUCACUUUAAUUUCUAGAUUUUGUUUCUCUUGCUUCUCACAAAACAAAGGAUGAUUUCAGAUGUAGGGAGUGUCCCAAAGCUGGAUAUAUAGGGUUGUUACGUGUCACUUCUGGGUUCAAGGCAGGCAGCACAGUGGCAAAAUUUAAAAAACAAAGCUGUGAAGUUGUAGUCGGACCCAGAAGUUACAUCACUAUUUAACAACUCUAUAGGCCUAGAAAGUCAGUCAUGGUUUGUUGGUGUGGAAAAGUUGUACAUCUUACUACAACUAUAACUUUAGGAUCCACUUAAACAUAGUUGGUAAUUUAAUUUGUACAAAAAUGCUUCUGCAAAUGGGGUGCCUCAAGGGUGUGGCAAAGGGCCUUCGAAAAACUUGCAACAGCUCUGUUUUUACAAAUAAUUGAAUGUGAGAACUGUGACUCGGAAAGUUUCUUAUUUCUUUGGUGGAAUUACGGCUAAGGUUUUUCCAAAAAUAAUUGCCAGCUAGCUUGGCAACGUUAGCAUGUUCCUUUUUAAAGCAAUACAUGUACAUUUUGGAGUCGUUUUAUUUUCAGGUACAACACAUAUUUUACAGAAAGCUUCACUGAGGAUAUUACAUUAGUGGUACGUAGUUCGAUGUUUUAGCUUGAACGCGUUUACCCUCAGUUUUGGUAGCUCAGGGAACAUUGUGGAUUAGAUUGUAAACAGGAAUUUGAAUUAACCAUAACUCAUAAACUUUGUGUUCUAACUCCAUACUGUAAUGUAGCCUAGCCUAGCCUACGUGAACUCUCCAAACCUCUGCUUCCCUUUAAUUCAUGUUGUAACAUAUUUUGUACAUAAAUGGCAAAAUGGGCAUUGCUUAUCGAUAUAUGCAAAUGAAAUAUGGAGAUGGAGAUGUAAAUUGUUUGCCAAUCACUCAACCAAGUUUGUGAUGUAUAGCUUAACGUUAAAAUCUUUUCGUAAUGAUUUUUUUUUUUUUUUUUUUUUUUUUUUUGAAAUUGUUUAUUUUCUUUAAGAGCUAAACUAUUUUAUCACUUUAUUUUGAAAAGAAAAGACAUAUUUGAAUUUUAGGUGAUGCCAAAAUUUCUAUGUGGAAUCGUUUGACCAGCUGGUGCUAAUCAGUAUCCAACUGCGUUCUGUUUUUUUCUAUGAAACUGUUAAUAUUGUACGAGAAGAGGACUUGUGUAUUUUUCUAGCUGUCCAGUAUUUAUACCCACAUUUUGUACUGUCAGGCUCUCGUGCGAUUGUCAUGCUUCAAUCCUUCUCUCCUCAUCUCUUCCUGGUUCCUUUGUAAAAGAGAAACGGUGACCAGCAGUGUUAUUGUUAUUAUUAUUAUUAUGAUUAUUAUUACUGCGUGCAAUUUUGUCUGUUACACUAGACUUUAAUGCUAUAUUUUAUGUAACUAUUUCCUAA
Molecule: messenger RNA, 8546 nt
Organism: Periophthalmus magnuspinnatus
Lineage: Eukaryota; Metazoa; Chordata; Actinopteri; Gobiiformes; Gobiidae
Product: nck-associated protein 5-like
Exons: 18
Coding region: 257-5752 (1831 amino acids)
Biological process (GO): microtubule depolymerization; microtubule bundle formation
Cellular component (GO): microtubule plus-end
Source: RefSeq, a predicted model, not a curated record